ACCUCUGUAAUCAAUAUGUCUAAUAGAUAUUCAUGUACUACCAUCUGUCUGGAAAUGCCUAUCUAAUAAAAAUGGAAUGUGUAUUGUGCAUACCUUACCUCAGCAUACCUCACCUCAUCAACCACCUCUCUCCCUGUCCAGGUACCAGUGUUUUAAGUCAGCCUGGAUGUUCCAGGUGCUCCACUCAGGCUUCAGGUUCCCUAAGGACUACCCCAGCCUGAAGACUGCUCAGCUGGUCUAUGACAAGGAGGUGCAGUGGACCCUGGGAGCCAUCCUGUUUAAGACACGCUUCCUGCCUCUCAGGGACCUCCAGGCAGAGUCAUUUAAACAGGGCCACUCCAACUGGCUGCGUUCCUCCUUCGUCUACAACCACUACCUGUUUUUUGCCUGUAUCCUGGUGGUCCUGCUGGCCAUUCUACUGUACAUCCUCCGCCUCCGCAGGAUCCACCAGCGAGAACAGAGGCAGGCAGAGGCCCUGGACCUGCUCUGGGUGGAGGAGGGGGAGGCUCUUCUGGCCUGAUCCAGGAUCAGUUUAGACUCUGAAUCUUUCUUGACCUGAGGCCUUGGGUGUGGGGGGGUUACUGAUCUAGGAUGAGUCGAGAUGCUCUCAGUAACUGGUGUUCAUAGCCUGGUAUGCACAGCUCUAGGAUCAACCUUUCACCCUCUGAGUUGUAAGCUUGACUGGUGCUCUAUUUGUUAAGAGGCACUGAUCUAGGAUCAGAUUAUCAACCCGCAAAUCAUGACCUUGACUGGGACCAACGCCCUGUUGGGACAAUGAUCUAGGACCAGCUUAGUCACGCUGAAUCAUAACGUUGACUAUUGGCUAGAAAUGCAAUAGCAACGUCAUCCUACAACAGGUUUUAAUUAUGGGGGUGCUGGACACUCCCGUUUCUUUAACAGAUAUCAACGUUGACCUGGCCGUGAGCACCCUCGUAAAAUAAAAUAUCAACCAAGGUCCAAAUCACUAUUUAUAGUAACCUCUGACCUAGAGUGUUGAUGUAAACAUAAGUAGGAGGGGCCAUGGAACCGGAACCUUCAAAAGGGGGAGGAGAAUUGCAGGAUGUGGGUGAAACCUCAUGAAGGGAGAACUAGAUCGUUAAAACAACGAAACAGGAGAAUCCCAACAGGUGAACGACUGAGGACCGAGCCAUUCUAUUUCUAUUGGAGAUAAUUCACUGUUGCAGAGGGACAUUUUGUGUGAAGGAAGGUGAAGCUUGACGUUUGAGGCUGAAGUUGCCCUUAACCACAGAUCUAGAAUCAAGUAACCUACUCCUAAUCCUAACCUUAACCAUGAGGGGGAUGCAAAUAAAAUCUGACCCUGUAUCUGUGGUUAGUGGUAACUUCUAGCUACUUUUUGAUGAAAAGGGUGGCUCUAUGAUUGUCUGUUUUGGACAGUAUUGUAACCAUGAUAGUUAGUCUAUCUGACCAGUAUACUUCCUGUAAAUCUCACAAACAGGAAGUGCAUUAAUUCCUUAAUAAUCCCACUGUGGGAAUGCUUUUGUAUUGAAAAGCUACAAUGAGGAAUCAAACAUGGGGUGGCAGGUAGCCUAGUGGUUAGAGCUUUGGGCCAGUAACCAGCAGGUAGCCUAGUGGUUAGAGCUUUGGGCCAGUAACCGAAAGGUUGCUUGAUCGAAUCCCCGAGCUGACAAGGUAAAAAUCUGUCGUUCUGCCCCUGAACAAGCAGUUAACUCACGCCGAAAGACGUGGAUUUAGAUUAUGGCAGCCCCCCAUACCCCUCAGAUUCAGAGGGGUUGGGUUAAAUGUGGAAGACAUUUCAGUUGAAUGCAUUCGGUUGUACAACUGACUAGGUUUCCCCCUUUCCCUUCUCAAACAAUUUAUUACAGCGGUUCAUUGAAUGUCCUUAACGUUUUUAACUCUUUGUUUUGGUGCUGGGAACAGAUUGUUCUGAGCCAGUUAUGUUGAUGACAAGCUAGGAGUGAAACGGGUUGUCAGUGUUUAAUGGAUUGUAGUUGAUGCCUUCUGAUUGCAUUGUGUUGAACUGUGGUACACACGCGCACACACACACACACACACACACACACACACACACACACCUGAACUCCAAGUUGUGUGUUACGAUGGGUCUAUGUCAGACUGUCAAUGUUAGUUACCACCAGCUCCUCACCUGCCCUGUACUGUAAAUAUCCAAUCAGACAUCACUAUCGGUCUGCUCUACUACUCUUGAUAAUGUUGGGAGGUAUUGCUGCUGUUAAAUGAGAUGCAUUGAAUUGCUAAUCAAAGGAGCUAUCUUGUUAUUUUGAGGCUGUAUAAUUUGAGUCGUCACAAUGCAAGUGGAAGUGUAGCGUCAGUGAUUUUAAUGUCAAUUCAUCACACUUCCUUUUGGCUUUGGACUCUUUCUCUGGCUGAAACCUUCAGUGCAGCAUUUGAAUGGGGUCUUAUACCUUCCCUCGGUUUGACCCGUUUGUUUUGUUAAAAUGUACAAGAGGAAGGGGCCUCUAAUUGUUGCAGCUCUAUUUUGACUCUUCCUAAAGAAGGACCAAUGAUCAACUGGACCAAGUUUGUGUUCCAAAUGGCACCCUAUUCCCUAUAUAGUGCACUACGUUAGUGGGGCCCUAUUCCCUAUAUAGUGCACUACUUUAGAGCAGGUCCCAUAGGGCUUGGGUUAAAAGUAUUGCACAAUGUAGUAAAUAGGGUGCCAUUUGGGACAUAAUCCUAACUGUCUUGUCGGUCUCUUAUUGAGGAAAAAUAACUACAUGGAUGUGAGAAACAAACAUCUGUUUUAAAUAAAUCAAUGUUUUAAAACAUGUUGUUUCUCUUUGGGUACUUUCUCUUGGUACAUGUUUAGGGUCGCAUUCAUUAGUGCACAUGGUAGCAAAAAUGUUUUGCAAUGGAAAACCAAGUUCUUAUUGAACAAGUUCAGGUACUCCCGGUUUCAUUCCAUUUCUUCUGUUUGGUGCCUAGUGUAUAUGACUGAGCUGGUUUAGCAGGUCUUGGUAACGUGUGUCAAUGUGCCCUGACAUGAACCGAGUUUGGCAGCUGGCACUUUCCAGGGCAUUCUGGGUGUUUAUAUCAUCCAGGUACGAGAGACGGGUGCAGGUCAAUGUGCCAACGGACCAAGGCUGACUCUCCCCAUUUGACUUUCUUCAGGGAUGGAAUUAUCCACAAUAAAACUCUUGUUUGGCUUUCUGUUUGCUAACAAUGUAGGAAAGGAAACAAGGAAAGGAAACAAGGUGGAAGCUUUGGCCACUGUCCAAACAAAUUCUUCUCUCGGGGAAACAAAAAGAGCACCCUUACCAACCUGUUGUUUUCUUAAAAAUAUACUUUAAUACAACAGCUGCAUAUAAAUAUUAAAAUAUACAUUAUAAUGGUGUACAGUACACUCACACAAAACAAAAAACAAAAAUUAGGCUUCUAUUUGUACGGCACUUUACUUUCUUUUCUUGCUGCUUUUUAAUGUUUAAAAAAGUUAUUCCAUUCUGUAUUUUGCCAAGCGUUUAUUGUACUAUUGUGAUUAUUGUAGGUUAUUGAAAACAGAGAGGGGGGGGGGGUUAGAGGAGUUGUGAAAGGAUAUGGGGGGUGCUGUACAUGACAUGAUGACACUGUGUUCUGGAAUGUAUCCUGUUUGUAGUCCAGAAGAAAUUUUUGCAGUUCCAAAAGAAUUCCUCGUGUCCAUUCCUCUUCUUACUUCGCUCUGUUAGAAAAUCAUUGGUUUGGGUAUCAUUUGUCUUCCUCUGUGUGUCUGACAGUCCUGAUGGGGUUUAGGGUAAAAAAAAGAGUCUCCGAGCUCUCCGUCUCUCCUGUCUCGGGGCGUCACGUCAUCUUUGAAACAGGAGAGGGCCUCCAGUCUCUGGGAGGACAAUGUGGGAGUCUGUAGUGUGUGUGUGAGAGAAAGUCUUCAGUUCAGGACCAGUCACUGAGGGGUCACUGUAGUCCCACCAGGGUCAUCUUACAUCCGAGCCCAUUCAGGCUUUAAACAAAGCACACACAAGCCUUCUUCAGCUCUCUCUCUCACACACACACACACACACACACACACACACACACACACACACAGAUUGAGCUAAGGUGGAAUUCACCUCAGUUUCAUCCAUUUCAGACAGUGAAUGGAGAGAAUCAUGUUCUCCACCUACAGAAGACCAACUAGAACACGAGGUAAUGCUCCAUUCUUCCUGGUAUGAACAUGGAAAAAGUAGCAAGAACACUUUGUAUUGUUGUCAACCUCGUUAUAACAUACUACAGUAUAGGCCUAGACAUUUGGCAGAAAAAUGCAUCCUACAAAUGUGUAAUACAGUGCUCACACUUGUUGAACCGUUUGUCAGUUCAAACUGGAUUCAGCCCUUGUUGUCGAUUUGCUCAAAGGCAUUCUAGAACUGGGUUUCUAAAGGCAGUAUUAUCAGGAAGGAUCCGUCUCUGGGAUCGGCUAGCUCUCCCUGUUGGUAUGUCAGAGCCCACUCGUUUAGUUUCCCUUUAGUGUGAGGCUGUGUUAGACCAGGGAGCUGGGUAAAUGGCUGGUCUGAAAUGGCACCCUAUUCCCUAUAGGGGACUACUUUUGACCAGCGCCCUACAACCUGAGUCCUAUGGGCCCUGGUGAAAAAGUAGUGCACUAUAUCUUGAACAGGGAGUCAGUUCGGAUGCACCCAAUCUGUGACCCCCCCCCCCCCCCCUUAUGCCAGGUGGCAAAUCGGGCUGAAGGUGGAGAUCUGACUUGACUACAUUCCCCUGGCACCCCCCUUCUAUUCAAGGUAAAACAUAAACAGUGUUCUGAGAAGCAGAGUGAGUGGGAGGAAUGCUAGCAGAGUGUAGAGAGAGUCCUUGCCAAGACUUCGCCACCACUCCCGCUCCAUCAAAGUUAACCCAAAACACAACCCAUGAAACGGUACAUGAACAGGAAGCGGGAAAAACACAUCCAGUUAGUGUAGGUCUAAGUGGGAGGGAAAACAACGAAUCCAGUUAAUGUAGGUCUAAGUGGGAGGGAAAACAACAACAGUUUGUGAGUUUGUUAGUUAUUUCUACAGUUGUUGUUGUUGUUGCAGAAAGCAGCAGGAGGGCAGUGCUAGUGCUCCUGCCAGAGAAGAGAUCGUGUGACUGUUCUGGCACGGUGUGUGUGUGUGUGUGUGUGUGUGGAGAAGAGAAGCCUCCCAGAGAGAGAAAUAUAUAACCACAGUACAGUAACACUCACUCUCCACCAUUUUACCAACACAGAGCGAGGCAAUCAACCAAGGCUUGCAUUCCAAUUUCAAUACUAACCAGCUCGAAAGACAUGAUAGAAAUGACUUUAUCAGGACCAGAUUACAACCAGUUCUGGUAAUAAACUAGUUGUAAUUAUUACUUCAACCAGCUUUUGCCCACUGGGUACACAACACUAUCUGCCCACUACAUUGCUCCAUAAUACAUAGUAUGGACAUUUGGAACACAGAGGUUCGAACUUUGAGUCGAAUUUUCACUUAGUCAUGUAUUGAAAUGAAUGGGAAAAUGUCACUUACACGGAAGUUACUAUUCAUCCCUAAAAGAGAUGAUGAUUAUCAUACUAGCCACUGUGAGCUUAAAUCACAACGUGUGUUUGUGAGUUCAUCAUGAUACACAUUAUGAGUAACGUUAAAAAAAACAUUCAGAGACCAUUGUGUUGUUUUGGGCGAUUUGAAAGAGGCCUGUCCCCUAGUAAAAGGUGCCUCAACGUAAUGUCAGACCUGACUGUCCAUUUGGUCGUCCUCUCCAGUGUCUCUUCUGUUAAUCCAGCCACCAUCUGUCUUUGGCAUCGUGUUCCCUCAUAGUGCUCCGGGCUGCAUUCAGGACUACCAAAGUUACACAGAAACGUUCCAGAUUGAAGCCCGAUAGGAGUUUUUCCCGUUUUUGUACUGUGUAAUAACCAUCCUGUGUCCUCUUGCUCUGUUUUAAACUUUAAAAAAUGCUGCAUUCCUUCAUUCCUCUCCUCCUUGAAAAUCAUAUUGUUGAUAAUGUCAAGGAAGAGAAGGAUGUUUUUAAAAAGUAUUGAAACAGGACAUUGGUGUUUCUAUGCAUCUUCACACCUCAGUUUGAGGACCAUCACCACAGCAGCAGCCGGUGCACCUGAGUGCCAAAUAGUUGAAGGUAAAUGACCCUUUAGCCCGCUGGUGGGGCGUUCUAAAGGAUGGAAUUUCCAUAGGUGAGAAUGGAACAUUUGGCUCUGGAACGCAGCCCGGGUUUCUCAAGCUUGGUUCUCUUUGAAAAAACAGAACAGUAUUGCUUAACAUCGCCAUGGUGAUCUGUCACUCCCACCUCUGAAAUUGUCCUGCCGUGAAUGUAUUUAUUUCCAACAAUUACAUCGUUGGGGGGAAACCCACAGACAUCAAUUCAAUGUUUAUUCCACGUUGGGUCAACAUAAAUUCAUUGAAAUGAAGUGGAAACAACGUUGAUUCAACCAAUCUGUGCCCAGUAGGUAUGUUCAUUGCUAGGUUGUUUUGUUCAGGCAUACUGUACUGUAGGUUAUGUGACUCAGAUCUAGUAGGCACUUCAAACAUAACAUUUAGCCUUUCAACGUUAAAGGCCCAGUGCAGACAAAAUUUAGAUUUCCUGUGUUUUAUAUAUAUAUUUCCACUGAACGGCAAGAGAUACCGGAGCGCCAAGUCUAGGUCCAAAAGGCUCCUUAACAAGCCAUAAGACUGCUGAACAAAGUAUUUCACAGUAAGGUCUACACCUGUUGUAUUCGGCGCAUGUGACAAAUAACACUUGAUUUGGUUAAUAUGUUGAAAUUGUGAAAAUUAUGAUAAUGCACUUUUAUUGUAAGUGCUUUGAAAAGACAGGCUGAAAUUUCAGGCGGUUUUGGUGAGAUGGAGUAUUGGCCAGCCUGGUGACAUCGGAAAAUUACUUAAUAGACCAAUGAGAAAGAGUUCCAAACCUCUCUGCCAAUAACAGCUAGUUUUCAGUUUCCCCUCCACACUCAGACCACUCCCAAACAGUCUGUCAAAAUUCUUGCUUGAGAAAUUGCUCUUUGCUAAGAAGCUAUUUUUGUUUGUUUUGUUUCAUUUUGACCAUUUUAACUGGAAACAAUCACAGUCAGGUACUUAAUUUUCACCCAGAAAUGAUUUGAUAUUAAGAUAAAAUGGCUGCAUUGGACCUUUAACACAACAUUGCUCUUUCAAGGUUAACACAACAUUGCUCUUUCAAGGUUACCACAACAUUGCUCUUUCAAGGUUAACACAACAUUGCCCUUUCUAGGUUAACACAACAUUGCCCAUUCUAGGUUACCACAACAUUGCCCUUUCUAGGUUACCACAACAUUGCCCUUUCUAGGUUACCACAACAUUGCUCUUUCAAGGUUACCACAACAUUGCCCUUUUAACAUUAGCAGAAUGUUCUGCCACGUUGUUGCUCAGGUGAGAAGUUACAUUUCACCAAAGCACUGUAUAUUAUAGCAUACUGAACCAGAAACCAUAUUCACCAUUUACAGACCCAGACAACAACAGUCUCUGUUGCUGAAAACCAUGACCAAAUACAACAAAUAGGCUGUCAAUCAAUAAACAUGAUUAAAAAAAGGUGCAGAUACAUGACUCUUUAGAAGGUGUUUGGUUGUACCCACCGCAGUGCAAAUAGGUUUUGUGACUGGCGUGACCAACGACACUCUCUGGCCUUAAAAACACAAUGUUCUCUGGUCUGCAUCACGUCGGACUUCUGCUACAACACCACCUUUGGCUUGGCCAACAAAGGCAGCACCAUAGAGUUAGAAAGAGGGCUGUAAAAAAAAAA
Molecule: messenger RNA, 7683 nt
Organism: Oncorhynchus kisutch (coho salmon)
Lineage: Eukaryota; Metazoa; Chordata; Actinopteri; Salmoniformes; Salmonidae
Product: ectonucleoside triphosphate diphosphohydrolase 7-like
Exons: 2
Coding region: 77-520 (147 amino acids)
Molecular function (GO): hydrolase activity
Source: RefSeq, a predicted model, not a curated record